CAAACCAUGACAGAAACACCUGUUGAUUACAUUAUAUGUAGGGGGUCAGGUUAAGGUAACAGGUAGAUGUAGUAUAUACAAUAAAUAACGACUUUAGCACGGUUUAGUAAAUCUGUCGAUAGUCAACAUAUGGUCAGCCAUACACAGUGUAAUGACCCAAACAGUCCGUAUUGUGGAAUGUAGUGAAAAACCCAACAAUAUCGGAGGAUGUGUCUGAUAAUUCAUUGAUAUGAAAGGAGGAGUUAUACCACAAACUGACUGAUUUUCGACAACAGUGAAGGAAAUGGGCACAUAUCUGCUGUUAGGUUUGAGUAUGAUCCUAAUACCAAACAGUUUAGCAUCGCAUACGACAUCCGCUUGGAAUUACGGCGUAAUGUUUGACGCCGGUAGUUCGAGUUCAAAGUUGAAGAUUUACAAAUGGCCGACUCGAUUGUCAACUGCCGACGCAUUUGACAUGGACCUUAUGUACACUCAGCGGUUUAAGCCAGGGAUCAGUGACUACGUUUACCAUCCUGAUGAUAUUCCUGGUUAUCUCGGGAAAAUAUUAAACAAAGCUAAGUCAAUAGUACCAGUAACGCUACAUCAUUCUACGCCAUUGUUCAUGAUGGCUACAGCGGGUUUACGUGUGCUACCGGAAAGCGACGCCAUUGCCCUGAUGACGUCAGCACGACAAUACCUAGGUAACGCCUCCGUUAAUCCGUUUACGUACAGCCCACACACGGUGAGGAUCCUGUCGGGAGAAGAGGAGGGGGCCUACGGCUGGAUCGCAGCAAAUUACCUCAGGAAUUUCUUCGGCUCAAAUAAACCGCCAUCACAAGCCGUCGGUGUACUGGAGAUGGGAGGUGGAUCAACCCAGAUCACCUUCGUGCCAGAUGGUCCGAUACUCGCCAAUAUGUUCCCAGUGCGCAUGGCCGGGGUGACGUAUUACCUGUACGCACAUAGUUACCUUUAUUAUGGACAAACUUACAUGGCAUACAGGAUACGGCGCUACCUUGAAGAGGAAAGUCCACUGGACACAGAACUGUAUAACCCGUGCAUGCUGAGGGGAGACAACGUGUCUUACAGCAGUGACGACGGAACCACUGUGAUUUUAAGGGGAGACAGUAACCCCACAAAGUGCCUUGAGAUUCUUAAUAGCUUCCUCCAAAGUGCCGAAGAAAACUCGUGUUAUCCAAAACCAUGCGCCAUUGGUCAAAUCUACCAGCCGUCGCUGGGGACAGACACGUUCUUCGCCAUAUCUGCAUACGUAUACGCCCCCACUACGUUACGGGCGCUUGAUCCAUUCGGAAGGCUAAAAAUUAAGGCUAUGAAUACUUCAGCCCAUCAGUACUGCCGAAUGACUUUAGCUCAAGCUAUAAAUGCAACCGGAACUGCGGCAGAGUAUGCUUCCGGUUAUUGCAUGAUGGGACUUUACAUUCCUUCUUUAUUAACAUCAUCCUAUGGUUUUCCUUCAAGCACAAAUAGAAUACAAGUAGCUGACAAAAUAAAUGGCGAAUCUGUAGAUUGGGCUCUAGGCGCCGUAUUAUACGAACUUGAACAAAUAGACUAUUACAACUGGUUAGAGACGUGUGGCGAAGUGUCCGGAGGCCAGAGACCAGUGGUCAGCCUCGUUGUCUGGGUGUUGUUAGGGAUGGUGACUUUCUAUAUAAGAAAUCUUACAAAUGUUUUGUGAUGAUUGCAACUCAGAUUUAGUUAAUCUUCAGGAAUCAUACAUCUGGUAAUAUCAUCUACAAUUUCAUCAACAAAAUCAUCGACACACGUGCGAUCAUCGUCUGUAUUCUAUGCGUUCUCGAAGAAACCACGAUUUACAAUAUUGCAUCUGUGGUCUGCUUCAAGUAUACGGUGUGAAGCAAAAACAACAUGUCUAUUCUAUGGUCGGAGUGGAGCAGCUCCUUAUUGACAAGUAACUGACAUGGAAGAUGUCAAUGCGUUCGUUCGUAGGGACAUUUUUCUUGCAAUAAUAUUUCAAACACGUGCAUCUGAGAUUCUGAAGCGAAAGUCGGCGAUAUGUCGUUGAUCCUUCACUGAAGAAUAGCGUCAGUUUACGACGGUAAAAAAUGAAAAUGACGUCACUUAAAAGUAAUGUACUUAUGAGUUAUUUUUAACCAUACACAGUGAUAAAACGCAGUACACAUGUUUCACCAAUAUCCGAUGUGUUUUGUACAUGUAUCACUGUAACUUUAGGUCAAUGAACAUGUAUUGUUAUGUUUUUGAUUAAGUUUAAACGUACUGUAUACUGAAUAACAUGAGGUGAUAAAAUGAGUGUAUUUCUUUAGAACGUGUGUAUUUGUAGAUCUGAAUGUAGAUUGUGAUGAAAGUACACACAUACAAUGUAUAUAUAUACAAUGUAACAACGUCACAACUACUACAAGGCCAAAUGGAUUAAAGCAUGGCUAGCUUAACGGUAGCUUAACAAACAAAAAAUCCAUUUUUGCGAAUUUCAAAAUAUUUAAAAUUCAAAACAAAAAUGGUAUUUAUAGAUACUACAAUGAUUGCCUACAGACAGGAAAUACAAACAUAUUUUGUGAUUUUUUUUAAGGAACAUUUUAUUUAAAAAAGGUCGUUAAGCUAAGAAGGCCCUGAAAAUCCGGCCCUAAUGUUAUGUGGUUACUUAUAACCAACAUUCGCUGAGCAUUACUUUUAAGCAACUAUUGACGAUUUUCUAAUAGAAAAAAAUGUAUUACCAUUGUGGUGUAUAUACAUGCAGUUUAAAAUACAACACCCGUAAAACGUUUUUAAUUAAGAGGACCAUAUAUCGUUUUUGCAUAUAGGUAUGUUCGAGUUAGCUCCCUUGUUAUAAGAGACAAUUUGUGUGCCUGCUGCCAUAUCAAUAAGGCAUAACUAAGAUAAUUACCGUUUUUGAGA
Messenger RNA from Mizuhopecten yessoensis (Yesso scallop), 2865 nucleotides. Its product is annotated as ectonucleoside triphosphate diphosphohydrolase 8-like. Gene Ontology annotation, biological process: nucleoside diphosphate catabolic process. Gene Ontology annotation, molecular function: GDP phosphatase activity; UDP phosphatase activity. Gene Ontology annotation, cellular component: membrane. The coding region runs from base 284 to 1672 and encodes 462 amino acids. NCBI's taxonomy places the organism in Eukaryota, Metazoa, Mollusca, Bivalvia, Pectinida, Pectinidae. The record is from RefSeq and is a predicted model, not a curated record. The transcript is spliced from 7 exons.